GUCAGUAUCGAGCGCUCUCAUUGGCCCGUCCUUCAGCCAAUGACAGAAACGGUUGUACGCAGGUCUCUCUGUUUUCAACGUGAGCGGUGUUUCUCUACCUUGGUUAGCUACUGACUGUAAAACAUCAUGCUCCGUCGAGAGGUCAGACUGAGGCGGGAGUACCUGUACAGGAAGGCACAGGAGGACAGGCUCCGCACAAUAGAGGAAAAGAAACAGAAGCUUAAAGGCGCACUUGAAGAAAAUCGUUUGCUUCCGACUGAGGUGCGCAAAGAUGCGUUGCAGCUACAGAAACUACUGGAGUUUGAUGAUGAAGGGGCAGAAGGUGUCAGCUCUCAUGUGGACGAUGAGUACAAAUGGGCUGGAGUGGAAGAUCCCAAAGUCAUGGUCACCACAUCCAGAGACCCGAGCUCCAGGCUCAAAAUGUUUGCCAAGGAGGUUAAGUUGAUGUUCCCUGGAGCCCAGCGCAUGAACAGAGGAAACCAUGAGAUUGCUGCGCUGGUGGGAGCCUGCAAAGCCAACAGUGUUACCGACCUCGUCAUCCUGCACGAAACAAGAGGACAGCCAGAUGGCCUGGUUGUGUGCCACUUGCCAUUCGGACCCACUGCUUAUUUCACACUUUACAACGUGGUAAUGAGGCACGAUGUUCCUGACAUAGGCACCAUGUCUGAGGCCUACCCCCACCUCAUAUUUCACAACUUCACCUCACGGCUUGGCAAGAGGGUAUCGAAUAUCCUCAAGUAUCUUUUUCCAGUACCAAAGGAUGACAGUAGGCGGGUAAUCACCUUUGCCAACCAAGAGGACUUCAUCUCUUUCAGACAUCACACCUACAAGAAAACAGACCACAAGAAUGUAGAGCUAACAGAAGUGGGCCCCAGAUUUGAAAUGAAAUUGUACAUGAUCAAACUGGGCACCCUGGAGAAUGAGAGCACCGCAGAUGUCGAGUGGCGUCACCAUGCGUACACACACACAUCAAAGAAGAGGAGGUUCCUCAGCGUGCAAUAGAAAAUAAAAAAUGAACUAAUAAAGCAUAUGUAUAAAAGUUGUGCUUUUUGGUUUACGGUAUUCCUGAAUAUAAGUGAGAAGAGUAACACAUUUGAAAGAUGUACACUGAUCAGCCAUAACAUCAUGAACACCUGCCUGAUGAAUUGAAGCAUGGACUCCACUAUAUUUGAACAUGUGCUCUGGAAUCUUAGAUGCAAAUCCUUUAGGUCCUGCAAGCUGUGAGUGGCCACAUAAAGCAGACUUUUUUUUGUCUUGAUUCAGUUGAGAUCUGGGGAAAUUAGAGGCCAAGACAACUCCUUCAAACCAUUCCUGAAUCAUUUUUGCUUUGUGGUAAGGGGCAUUAUCCUGCUGUAAGACAACACUGCUAUCAGAAUAAUACAGUUUCCAUUAAAGGGUAGCCAUGGUUGGACCCACCUACUGUGACGUGCCUUCUUCCAAUACAUCCUUGUGCCAUGUGUUCACCCAAUCACUUGCACUGCUCCACAUACAAAACGUGAAUAUGGAGCCGUCAGUUAUGACUGAUCUGUGUAUGUGUUAACAAAAAACUCCUUUUUGGAUUACAGUAUGUCUGAAUGAUAAGUGAGGAUAGCCCAGAGUAGAAUAUCACAUACGAGAAGAGAUUUAUAAUCACUUUAAUGGUUUAAUGAGUGAACCCCCAGCAUAUUGUCAGUGACACCGAAAACAUUGUAACAGAUGAGUAAAGCUCAUCUAAAAUUAAACUACUUUUUCACAAUACUGUAUUGUCUGUGUCGAACUGUUUGGGAUUUUUAUUAUGAUAAAAUGAGUUUUUAUGCAUCUG
Molecule: messenger RNA, 1801 nt
Organism: Mugil cephalus (flathead mullet)
Lineage: Eukaryota; Metazoa; Chordata; Actinopteri; Mugiliformes; Mugilidae
Gene: imp4
Product: IMP U3 small nucleolar ribonucleoprotein 4
Exons: 9
Coding region: 127-1002 (291 amino acids)
Biological process (GO): rRNA processing
Cellular component (GO): Mpp10 complex; nucleolus; small-subunit processome
Molecular function (GO): rRNA primary transcript binding; snoRNA binding
Source: RefSeq, a predicted model, not a curated record